AUGAGAGAACUUGGCAUUUCAACAAAGACUUCAUACAGCUCUAUGUCAGAUGAAGAACUGGACAACAAAGUUGCUGCUGUUAAAGCAAGAGUCCCUAAUGCUGGAUACAGACUUGUCAAAGGACUGUUACAGUCCGAGGGCUAUCGUGUUCAGUGGGACAGAAUUAAAGGGUCUAUGCACAGAAUAGACUCUGCUGGAGUUCUGUCCCGAAUGACACGCAUGGGGAGCACAUAUGUUUUUUUUACUUGUGUAAGGUACAACAUUGUCAUAUUUGGCAAUGUGGAUGGCUACUCAAGAAAGGUCCUGUACCUGAAUGCUGCAAAUAAUAACAAGUCGAGCACUGCGCUUGCUUUUUUCUUGGAAUCUGUGCAGCAGUUUGGUUGGCCGUCAAGAGUAAGAGGUGAUCAAGGGGUCGAGAACCUGGGCAUAGCACGGUGCAUGUUUACAGUGCGGGGGACUGGACGAGGCAGCUUUGUGUCAGGAAAGAGUGUACAUAAUCAGAGAAUUGAGCGUUUAUGGAGGGACGUAUGGAUGGCUGUGACCCAGAUCUACUACGAGGUUCUGCAUGGUCUGGAAGAAGAUGGCCUACUUGAUCCUUCUAAUAACAUGCAUAUGUUUUGCGUUCACUACAUCUUCCUACCUCGGCUGAACGACGACCUGACAAAGUUCAGCGAUGGUUGGGACAACCACCCACUACGCACGGAGCAAAACCUAACUCCAAACCAGUUGUGGGUCAUGGGCCAUAUUCAACAUUCCACCACUGAACCAGAACAUCUUGAGCAGCCUGCUGAGGACAAUACCAUUGACUGGGAAAAUGUAGGGAUCCCACACGGGUCUCAUUAUGGCAUUGAAGUACCAGAGAUUUCCAGCCCAUUUAGUCCUGAAGAAAUGGAACAGCUACAAACUACCAUUAAUCCUAAAGGACCAUCACAAUGCUUUGGCAGAGACAUUUAUUUGAACAUGGUACAGUACAUACAAAUAAUUCUUGCCAACUCGAACAACAAUCGCUAACAAGGUCAUUGUUCUAACAACAAGGAUAUUGCAUAUACCAAAAAUAACUGAAAACAAUCAUGGCACUCUCUUUUUGCCAUUUACUUUUAGUGUAAACAUUUUUUUACAAUGUUAAGGAAAAUAAAACAUUAUUCUGUACCAUAA
This is a messenger RNA of Misgurnus anguillicaudatus (oriental weatherfish), 1155 nucleotides long. Lineage: Eukaryota; Metazoa; Chordata; Actinopteri; Cypriniformes; Cobitidae. The record is from RefSeq and is a predicted model, not a curated record.